AUGGCAUGUGGGAAAUGUAGAUGUAAAUCUCAUUUUGAUCAGGUGACUACUGAACAGGAAUUCGCUAAACAGUUGAUUGCUGAAAAUGAACAGAUAAAUGAUGAACCAGAACAAGUAAUUGAUGAACCCGAACAUGUGACUGUUGAACAGAUAAUUGAUGAACCAGAACAGGUAACUGAUGAACCUGAAUAUUUAACUGUUAAACACGUAAUUAAUGAACCACGCCAGGUAAUUGAUGAUCCUGAACAUUUGACUGUUGAACACGUAAUUGGUGAACCAGACCAGGUAAUUAAUGAACCAGAACAUGUGACUGUUAAACAGUUGUGGUUUAUUAUGGAGCCAUGUUUUGGUAAUAAUCACCUUUUCCUUCGUGAUGGUGCUUAA
Messenger RNA from Lottia gigantea (owl limpet), 384 nucleotides. RefSeq lists its product as hypothetical. The transcript has 5 exons. The record is from RefSeq and is a predicted model, not a curated record. Bases 1 to 384 code for a protein of 127 amino acids. Lineage: Eukaryota; Metazoa; Mollusca; Gastropoda; Lottiidae.